Molecule: messenger RNA, 930 nt
Organism: Colletotrichum siamense
Lineage: Eukaryota; Fungi; Ascomycota; Sordariomycetes; Glomerellales; Glomerellaceae
Gene: CBR1-0
Product: NADH-cytochrome b5 reductase 1
Exons: 4
Coding region: 1-930 (309 amino acids)
Cellular component (GO): endoplasmic reticulum
Molecular function (GO): oxidoreductase activity
Source: RefSeq, a predicted model, not a curated record
AUGGCCGACUCGCUGACCUCCCGUGCCUACUUUGACAACAUCUACAUCCCCGCCGGACUUCUCGUCCUCGGGGUGACGAUUGUCAAGAGCGAAUGGCUCAUCUACGCCAUUCCGCUGACGCUUGCGCUCGCUGCGUGGAAGUUCAACUCUAUGCAAAUCAAGAAGGUCCUCAAGCCGGAUGUCUUCCAGGACUUUGAGCUCAAGGAGAAGACCAUCCUCUCCCACAACACUGCCAUCUACCGGUUCGGCCUCCCCUCCGAGAAGAGUGUUCUUGGCCUUCCCAUCGGCCAGCACAUCUCCAUCGGCGCCAACUGCCCCCAGCCCGAUGGCACCUCCAAGGAGAUCGUGCGCUCCUACACUCCCAUCUCUGGCGACCACCAGCCCGGCUACUUUGACCUCCUGAUCAAGUCCUACCCCACCGGCAACAUCUCCAAGCACAUGGCCUCCCUCAAGGUUGGCCAGACGCUCAAGGUCAAGGGUCCCAAGGGUGCCUUCGUCUACACCCCGAACAUGGUCCGUCACUUUGGCAUGAUCGCCGGAGGCACCGGUAUCACCCCCAUGCUCCAGAUCAUCCGUGCUGUCAUUCGUGGCCGUGCCGCAGGUGACAAGACCCAGAUCGACCUCAUCUUCGCCAACGUCACGCCCCAGGAUAUUCUCCUCAAGGAGGACCUCGAUGCUCUCGCCAAGGAGGACAGCGGCUUCCGCGUGCACUACGUCCUGGACAAGCCCCCUCAGGGCUGGACCGGUGGCGUUGGCUACGUCACCGCCGACAUGAUCACCGAGCUCCUGCCCAAGCCGGCCGACGAUGUCAAGAUCCUGCUCUGCGGCCCCCCGCCCAUGGUCAGCGGUCUCAAGAAGGCUACGGAGAGCCUGGGUUUCAAGAAGGCUCGCCCCGUCAGCAAGCUCGAGGACCAGGUCUUUGCCUUCUAA